Molecule: messenger RNA, 8330 nt
Organism: Sitophilus oryzae (rice weevil)
Lineage: Eukaryota; Metazoa; Arthropoda; Insecta; Coleoptera; Curculionidae
Gene: cut
Product: homeobox protein cut-like
Biological process (GO): regulation of DNA-templated transcription
Molecular function (GO): DNA binding; DNA-binding transcription factor activity, RNA polymerase II-specific
Source: RefSeq, a predicted model, not a curated record
GGAAGUCGUUUCUCUUGGUAGCACGUGACUAGGGUUGAGAGACGGAGUUCAAAACGAUAGAACGACGCGCCGAAAGUGUAUAUUUCGCGCGUGAUAUACAUAUAUACAAAGAAAAAACUGUGUAAUAUACGUUGUUUUUCAGUGACAGUGUUUUCUAGUGACUUUUUUGAACUGUACAGUGACAAUAAAAUGAGGACUUACAGUGCGAAAAUCAUUCUUCAUCCAGAUGACUCUUCUUCGUAAUAUAUAUUUAUAUACAUCUUGUCAGGAUGAUAUUAUGAAAGAAACCAAGACAAUUUCCGUUGCAAUAUCUUCCAGUUUUUUUUUCUGACUGACCUAACGAAACCAAACUGGCAGAAUUAGAAGAAAGGUUGGUCUUGAUGCAGCCGACAACUGCUGCAAACGUGCCUCCGAGUGGUGGUGAGAUGGAUUUGCAGGCGAUGCAGAGUAUGGAGUGGUUGUUCAAGAAAGAGAGGAUUUAUCUUUUGGCACAAUUCUGGCAACAGAGGGCGACGCUAGCCGAGAAGGAAGUAACAACUUUAAAAGAACAACUGUCCAGCAACAAUGGGACAAGCAACUGCGAGAACAAAGACACGUCCAACAUGGACAGGCAAAGUUUCGAAUCCGAGAUGGCUACCAAAGAUAAGGAGAUUAACCAAUUACUAGAAGAAGUCCAAAGAUUGCAAGGCUGCAUUAACAAAAUCCAAGAAUCGUCUAUAUCCCAAAUAACGAGACUAGAAGAACAGCUCGAUCAGAAACGACAACAAAUUGCACGACUAGAAAACAGGCUAGACUCACAGAAGGACUACGAUGACCUUAAGAGACAGAUGACGAUAUUAAAGUCGGAUCUGGCUAACAAUCCAGACUGCAAAAGUAUCGAAUUGUUUCUGGAAAACACCAAAUUACAAGGGCAGGAGUUGAAGGAGAAGAACCAGGCAGGGGAUAGUGAAGGGGUGGCGGAUCAUCCAGCUCAACUCCAACCCCCUAUACUCCCCUCUACACCUCCUUCGAACCUUCCACCCCCCUUCCAAAACGUAGACGCCUUCGGAAGCCUCCUAGGCGAGGAAAUCGUCUCCUCCUGGCGAAAAAACAUCGAAACCUAUCAUCAAAAAUCGUCUUUAUCUUCUACAGAUGGUUCCUUGGUGAUCAAAGGCAGUACGUCCUUGUCGGAGACCAACAAUGCAACGGAGAAAAGCAGUACGACUUCAACACCUCAACCGAUGGACAGUACAGGGUACCAGAGUCCUCACGAAAAUUUGGUAGUUGUUAACGGGAACCCAAAAAGUCCUCACGAGGACAACAACAAUCACCAUGUCAGCAAUAACAACAUUCCCUUGGUCGCGACGACUUUUGUGAAUAACUUCCUGCGAUCGGACGAUACGCUCAAGAGUCCGUAUAGGUUUGAUGAGCAUCGAUCACCGUUUAAGUUUGCAGAAGAUUUGGGAAUGGCACCUGGAUCUAUGGUGGGACGGUUGGGAGAAAGUCUGAUUCCCAAAGGGGAUCCUAUGGAGGCUAGGCUGCAAGAGAUGCUGAGAUAUAACAUGGACAAAUAUGCUUCUCAAAAUUUAGACACUCUGAACAUAGCCUGACGUGUUCAUGAGCUACUUUCAAUUCAUAACAUAGGCCAAAGACUGUUUGCCAAAUACAUCCUCAGGUUGUCCCAAGGUACUGUAUCCGAACUACUGUCCAAACCCAAACCGUGGGACAAAUUGACUGAAAAAGGACGGGACAGUUAUAGAAAAAUGCAUGCGUGGGCCUGUGAUGAAAACGCUAUCAUGCUGCUUAAGAGUCUUAUACCAAAAAAAGGAAAAGAGGGUAGCAUAUCGUUCGGAAGACCAGAUAACGACUUAACCGAAGACCGUAUCGCUCACAUUCUCAACGAAGCCAAUCAGUUCACUCAAAUCAAAACUGAAUCGGACACUCACAGCAAUGAGGACUCGAAAUCGCCUCACGGGUGCACCAGUCCAUUCUCGAAGGAUUCCUCGCUAAACAAGAGAUUGAAAAAGUAUGAGAACGAUGAUAUUUCUCAGGAGAAAGUUGUCAGGAUUUAUCAGGAAGAAUUAGCCAAACUGAUGGGCAGAAGAAUGGAUGAGAUUCGGAGUCCCAGAGAAGGUUUUCCUCAAGGCAACGUACCAAUAGACCGAUCGGAUGAGAUUCGAAUGGCACUGGACGCAUACCAUCGAGAGUUAGCCAAAAUCAACCAGACUCAAGCAUCUCCACAAAUGCCAUUAGGCUUAUUAGCCUUGCAACAACAAGCCUUAGUUCAGCAUCAACAGAAUCAGCAACAAAAUCAACAGGCAAUGCAAGGAAUUCAAGCAACACAACCGAUAGGACAACAGAACUCUAAUGGAGGUGUCCAGGACUUAUCCCUACCAAAAGAUAAAGUGAAACUAGUGAAUGGUAUAGAAGACAGUAAAGAAAAAGACGAAGACACUAUGUCACGACAUACAGGGAGUGCGUUUAGUCUUGUACGUCCCAAAUUGGAGCCUGUAUCUGGACCCUCUGGUAACAGUACUGCUUCCAGUCCUUUAGGAAACUCCAUACUGCCUCCAAUGACACCCACCAGUGAAGAUUUUACAGGAUCAGCUGCAGCUUCACCUCUUCAACGGAUGGCCUCCAUCACAAAUUCACUAAUCUCUCAACCCCCAAGCCAGCCACACCAUUCCACACCGCAAAGACCUCUCAAAGCAAUCUUACCACCAAUCACACAACAGCAAUUCGACCUGUACAACAACCUCAACACCGAAGACAUAGUGAAAAAGGUCAAAGAACAACUGAGUCAGUACUCAAUUUCCCAGCGCCUUUUUGGAGAAAGUGUAUUGGGGCUGAGUCAGGGAUCAGUCAGUGAUUUGCUGGCCAGGCCGAAGCCUUGGCAUAUGCUGACGCAGAAAGGUAGAGAACCGUUUAUCAGAAUGAAGAUGUUCUUGGAAGAUGAGAAUGCUGUUCAUAAACUGGUUGCUAGUCAAUAUAAAAUUGCUCCGGAGAAACUUAUGAGGACUGGUGGUUAUGGUACGGCGUGUUCAACGUCUCUUUCAAAACCGCCCAAUCUUCAGCCAACGUCAAAAAUGCUCUCAGAUGCAGCUGGAUUAUUGACUAAAAUCCAGCAAGACUCACAGAAUCUUUCCAACUCCCUGCAGCUUGGCCCCCCUCAGGUAAAUCAGCCUCCAUCACUAGGUCCCCCUAGUGCUGCCCAAUUAUCCCAAAGUCAACUAUUAACUCCCCUAGGAAUGCCCCCACAUCACGCUAUAGCAUUACAGAAUCAAGACUUGUUAAAAAAACAAACUCAUGCGUUACAAGGAGGACAUGGAAUACCAACGCAUCCGAGUAUAGGACAUCAGUCGAUAAGGAAUAUGCACCAGCAUAUAAGUCCGAGUGUUUAUGAGAUGGCAGCACUGACGCAAGAUCUGGAUACACAAGUUAUUACUACGAAAAUCAAGGAGGCGUUGUUAGCAAAUAAUAUUGGCCAAAAGAUUUUUGGUGAAGCAGUAUUGGGUCUUUCUCAAGGAUCGGUUUCGGAGCUUCUGUCCAAGCCGAAGCCUUGGCAUAUGCUUUCUAUCAAAGGCCGGGAACCUUUUAUUAGGAUGCAGCUUUGGCUCCAAGAUGCACAUAAUGUAGACCGAUUACAAGCAUUAAAGAACGAACGACGAGAAGCCAAUAAACGGCGAAGAAGUUCUGGUCCUGGACAAGAUAACUCCAGUGACACCUCCAGCAAUGACACUUCGGAAUUCUACCAUUCGAACAGUCCCGGACCUCAGGGUGCACCCAAUGCCAAAAAACAAAGGGUGCUCUUCAGCGAGGAGCAAAAAGAAGCCUUAAGGCUAGCCUUUGCUUUAGAUCCUUACCCCAAUGUAGCUACUAUCGAGUUUUUGGCUCAAGAGUUGAGUUUAAGUAGUCGAACUAUAACUAAUUGGUUCCACAAUCACCGUAUGAGAUUAAAACAGCAAGUGCCGCACGGCAUGUCACCGGAUAUCCCUCCAAGAGACCAAAACAGCUCACAGCAACCUUUUGAUCCAGUGCAAUUCCGAAUUUUACUCAACCAACGACUGAUGGAGUUGAGCAAAGAAAGGAUGGGUUUGGCAGGAGUACCGCUGCCUUAUCCACCAUACCUAGCUGCCAACAGUAGUUUAGCUGCCUUAAUAUCCAGAGGAUUGCUUCCAACAGGUGACCUGAAUGACCUCACGGCUCUGAACAAUGCGGUAAAGGAACAAAUGAGUGGACUGGAUCUGAGUAUGAGUUCACUGAAGCGAGAACCAAAUGAGUUUGAGGAUGAGGACGAUGUGGAAUCGAAUGUGGGAUCGGAGGACUCGAACAUAUCAGGAAGCUUACACGACGAGACCAAACACGAUGUCAAUAAAGAAACCAAUGUUUCUAGUGGGAACCCAAAUCAAGGCAGAUCUUCGAGAAGAAAACCUGCUGCUCCAAUGUGGGUAAAUCCCCACUGGGAGGAAGAAAAGCACUCGCAAUCCAAUCAAGAAAAACCACAAAAUGCACAGGACGAGAUCAUCAUCAACGGGGUAUGCGUAAUGCAAACAGAUGAUAACUACGCGCAGAGACGAUCGACGUCUGAAGAAACGAUUCGGAUUGAACCUCAAGCUGUCUUGGAUCGCUUUGAGGACGAUCACAGUGAAGCCAGUAGUGUGAGCAACGAUGAUCACCAUCACCAACGGUCUCACGACAACGAAGGUGAUGUAGUUGAAGCAGACAACCAGCAAUCUGACGUAAAUGACACUGGUGACAGGAAUAAUGACAGGGAUGGUGAGUGUAGUAGUAAAGAAGUAAAACAGGAAAAUGCAGACGAACAUUGGGAGUAUUAAGGGUCAUAUUGUGUACGUAUAAAAAUACGGAGACUGCAAUAUAAAUAUGUAUCACUUUGAUGAUCUUUUUUGAAAACAUAAUGUAAAUAUAUUAUAUAUUUAACGAGUACCUUAUAUAUAAUUAUGUAACAUAUUCUUACUGCUGUACGAUAUAUUAUGAUACUAGAAUGAAACAAUGAUGUUUCCAUAAAGAAUUAUUGGAAAAAAAGACACGUUAACUUUGUUAUUUUUAAAAUAACAGAAAAGAGUUUGUGAUUAUGUAAUAACCGGACAAAUGAUAAGCAAGGUUUAGAUACACUUCACAAUUCGGGAAAACCUUAAAAGAUUUUUUGUUAAAAGGCAAUUUAGUAUUAUUUCAGAUGAACUAGAGAGUUCGUAAGACAGUGUAUAGUUAUUUGAUCUUCUUUUUGAUAAAAAUGGUUUAAAACACACAAAAAGAAGAAGAAUAUAUCAUUUUAGUUUCUUAUAUUUACUGUAUGAUUUACUAAAAAAAUAGCAUCUUCAGAUCCUAUAAUCUUCGUGGAUAAAGAUACCAUAUGAUCGAAAAAAACCGGUGUCAAAGACCCCCCCAGCUGGGAACAUUAUUUAUCCACGAAGAUUGAUAAGAUCUAAGUAUCUAUUUAUCUGAUGUAACUUAAACAAAUUUCUUUAAAAUGUGCAAUUUUUUAACUUAAAAAAAACACAGGCGUGUAAACCCGAUACAAUUUUAAAGCUAGCUUUAAGAUGACUAAAAAUCGGAAUCAAUAGUUAAGAUAAACAUUGUGAUGUUCUAUGAUUUAAAUCGUAAUAUUUAUUAGUCGAUAAGUUUUAAAUUUAUUAAAGAAAAUGUUCAAACUUAUUGUAUUAAGGUUUCUACUGCACUAAAAUCAUCGUCUUGCCAAGAAUUGUUGUAUUAUUAUUUAAUUAUAUUAUUUAAAAAUAACUUUAAAGUAAAACUGCAAAAGCUAUACACUUUUAAUAAAAUGAAUCGCAUAAAAAAUAAUAAUGAAUUGAAAAAUUCAGAUAGAGCUAAUCUAAUAGGUAUAUUAAAAUAAUAAGAGGAAUAUAAUAAAACAAUAAUAGAAGUAAAAUUUUUCAGUGAAAGAUUUUAUUAAAAAAUUGGGAAAUAAAAAUACUAAAUUACAUGUAUUAAAUUUAAAUCCUAUGAAAACGAAUACCAAAAAAGAAACAUUGUAAUAAAAAUACCGUAUGAACGAAAAAAAACGGCGUCAAAGACAGCUGAGGAAUGAUAAUCGAUAAUAAUUUUGGCGAGGUCAAUCUUCAAACGUCAUUUUAUAGGAUUUUUGAUAUAUUGAGGCACAAUAUUGAUAUGAAUAAUAUAUCGAUAUAUCGAAAACAGUAUAUUAUAAUAAUAGAAAUAUUAUUAUAUGUAUAUACAGGCGUGCUUUUUUUGAGUGGUAAACUAUUGAAAUUCUUAUAUAAUCAGAAUGUUCUGUGAGGUUUUCGCAAUAUAAUCCGUUAUCCACAUAACAUAAUAUUUAGAAAUCUUUGUUUAAUAACAACUCUCACAUAAUUCAUUGUUUCUCAUAAAAAUUAUAAAAUCAACAGUAAAAUUGUGGUUUCGCAGCCGUCUUUGACGCUCUUUUUUUUUGGAAGGUAUGGUAUUCUUUCCCCUCUCUCUCUAAAUAUUUUAAUAUACUUAGAUUAGCUAUAUUGCAAAUAUAACUUUUGGAGAGUUGUAUAAUUGUUUCAAACAAAAAAUUUUCAAUAAAAAAAAGUGAGUACUAUGUAAGAAUAUGAUAUCCAAGAUAUAAAAAAAUAUCAAUUAGCUAUCUCUUGGGGGUCUCUGUACAAUUAUUUAAUGAUAGUUUGGUUCUCAACUCGAUAUAAUUGUAGAUAGAAACAUAGUAGUUAAAAGAAGACUGUUAAACAUGUUACAAUAUUUUUAGUCUUAUUUAAUUUUUAUAUAUUAUAUACUAUGGCUAAGUAAAAUAUGUUUUAAACAUUUUGUGAUAUAUAAGCUAAAGUUUCGGUUUAAUAAUACUUUUAUUUACCUACCAUUUUAUUAUUAUAUUGCUUUUAUCUGGUAUAUAAUAAUGGAUAAAUAGUUUUUAAGACGAAGUUAGUAGGUUUCGAGUUAUACAGGAUGUCUCAAUAUUCCGUGGACGUAGAACUACGACGUAUUUUUGGAAUCAAAAUAAGGUCAAUGGACACAAUUUAACUUUAUACAAAAGAGCUUCGUUUUGUCCAUCAAAAAAAAAUAAACCCAAACGAUAAUCAAUUAAAAAUUUAUGAUGCUUAUUGUCAAAUAUAAUUUGUGAUACUUUUGUAAUACUAACCAUCUUCAUUCGCCAUGUGUCAAGUGUGUAGGGUAGUUUUUGCCUUUUCUGUACCUUUUUCCUGAUUUUUGUGAAAGUCAAAUGUUGAAGCACUUAGCAAAACAUAAGCACCCCAAAUCUCAUUCAAAUCGGAAUAACGGUUUUUAAAAUAUCUUAAAAAACGUGUUUAUUUUUAAGUUCACGCCUCUAACGGACAAACGAAGCACUUUUGUCUAAAGGUAAAUUGUGUGAAAUUAACUUAAAUUGAUUCCAAAAAUACGUAGAAGUUCUAUGUCUAUGAAUUAUUGGAACACCCUGUAUAUAAUAAAACUCAAAACUUAUGAACAAAUAAAGGCCAAAAAAUGAUUGCAAUUGUCUUGUAUUAUAUUUAAAUAAAGCAUAAUAAUAAUUCUCACGAUAAUUUUUAAAGUAAUUACUAGGUUAUUGAGUAGAUUAUAACGAGAUAAAUCCAGUUUUUUGGGGUAUUACAUUAUAUGUAUAUAGAAAAGAAAGACAAUUAAAUAAUGAAUAGCAGAAGUUUUCAAUUAAAAAUGAAAUACAAAUUAUUGAAGGCUGGUUUAUACUUCCUAUGUUUUUUGUUACAUAUAUUACAGUAUAAAAUUUUCCCAAAAAUGAUUUGAGCAUAAAGGCACCUAAAUAUGGACCACUAUAAAACAAACAAUUCAAAUUAACUAAAACGUAUAUCAGAUUUUUUUUAUUAAUCACAUUCAGACAAGACCUCUAAAAUAAUCAACAAACAUGUAAUCAAUGCAUUGUUAUAAUAUACUAGUUCCGAAAAACUAACAUUAUAUUUACUAUUGGUAUUGAGCAUUGUUUUUUUAUUCUGCUGCUUGGCUGCCGCCUAACAGUUUAAAAAGAAAUGCCGCUGUUAAAAAUUUAUCAUAAAAUAUAUAAAAAUCUGACUUAACCUUUAUAAAAUAGGGUGUAUUCUGUUGCUUACCUUGGUUAUGGUUUUAUGUUCCGUUUCUAUCGGUUUCCUGAAAGUUUUCUUAUUAUGGAACACGGUCCUGAAAAAUUCGGUUAUCACUGGUUAGCACUGUUACCAAACUAACCAGCGCGAGAAGGCUGGUUUUUCUGGUUUUGUUUGUCUCAAUCAUGUCAUUUAUGACAUGAUUGUGUCAUAAAUGUGAACAUAAAAGGUUGUGACAGACAUCAAGCAAAUAUUGAAAGUUCGAGUGAAAUUCUCAUUUAAUUUCUAAAAUUUGUAAUAAUAUUUUGUAUUUACAUCCAAAAGCAA